AUGCCCAUUAAGAGCAUAUGCUAUUUAGGAGAAAAUGAUGAGAUUCUUUUUUUCUAUUCCACAGAAAAAAGCGAUGAAAUAUCUUCCCGGUUUUCGACAUAUUCUACCCUGAAUAAUAUUAAAAAAAUAAUUGAAGAAAAUGAAAAAAAAAAAAAUGACCAAAAAUAUGAUCCAUAUUUAGGAUAUGUAGGAAUAAACCUUUCUUUAUUUAGUUCAUAUAAAAAUUAUGCCUAUGCAAUUCAAAUUAUAAAUUUUAAAAUUAUUUUAACUAUUGAUGAUAAUAAAAAUAUGUACACUGAUAAUGCUAUUCGAUCGCUAUUUGUAAAACUACAUCAGUUUUAUUCAGAUGCAGUUUGCAACCCUUUCUACACCGACCGUUUAGAAAGCGAAGCUUUUUUGAAAAAAAUAAAAAUGCUAAUAGAAUCGUCUUAA
This is a messenger RNA of Plasmodium vinckei vinckei, 432 nucleotides long. RefSeq names its product trafficking protein particle complex subunit 2-like protein, putative. NCBI's taxonomy places the organism in Eukaryota, Apicomplexa, Aconoidasida, Haemosporida, Plasmodiidae. The record is from RefSeq and is a predicted model, not a curated record. Gene Ontology annotation, biological process: endoplasmic reticulum to Golgi vesicle-mediated transport. The transcript has 4 exons. Bases 1 to 432 code for a protein of 143 amino acids. Gene Ontology annotation, cellular component: cytoplasm; nucleus; TRAPP complex.